AUGCAAUUUAUGCUGUGAGAAGAUUCCACACUUUAAACCAACUAUGGCAGCUGUGGCUUAUGGUUCGGGAUUAGUAGUUUUAAAUUCUGAUUAGUUCCUCAACGGAAUGAACAGCACACACAAUGGCAUCGAAGCAACGCAACAACAAAUUAAGUGAAGGAACUAAAACGCUGCAGUGAAGUGGCCCCUCUACGCCUCCACGGAAAACUCAGCUGGUGGUCGAAUCGAAACGAACCGUAAACUAACUAUACAUGAUAGGGGCAAAACACUAAAAGCAAACAUAGUUACAAAAACAAAAUGAAACAAAUAUUAUUUUAUGGCGUAGCAAAUGCCGCUAUGGCUGUGGCUGCGCUAGCACACAGUGCCGUAGCGAGCCUUAGCUAUAAUUCAAGCGCAAUACAGAAUAAAGGCCUGCAACAUACAACAAUAGGGGCAACACCAAAGCUUUCGCUCUCCUCCAGCUCUACAAAUUACGAUUUGCCACUAUGGGAGUUGGCAACGCUCACGACAGCAGCUGCCGUAGCCACGACAGUCACAAGCGCCAGCAAGGACAACACCUUAACUCGCAGUAAGUUAGAGGAUGAAGGCGAUGGCGGCAGUGGUGAAGUUGUGGGUUUUAUAGAUAAUUUGAUGCACACCAUGAGCACAACAGCGAACUUUGCCGACUACGACAACAGUACAGCGUUGGACGUGGAUUACGCGGCCACGGAAACACCAUUCGUACCCUACGUGCUACGACCAGAAACAUACAUCGUACCGGUACUUUUCGCGCUAAUCUUCAUAGUGGGCGUACUGGGCAAUGGCACACUGAUUGUUGUCUUCUUAGGCGUGCGACAGAUGCGAAAUGUGCCGAAUACUUAUAUUCUCUCCCUGGCGAUUGCUGACAUUCUGCUCAUUGUCACCACGGUGCCACUGACCUCUACAGUCUAUACGGUGGACUCAUGGCCUUGGGGCAGCUUCCUGUGUACGCUGUCUGAAUUUAUUAAAGACGUAUCGAUUGGCGUUUCCGUUUUCACACUUACUGCGCUCUCUGGCGAUCGGUACUUUGCUAUAGUGGACCCACUAAGGAAAUUUCAUGCACACGGUGGUGGCAAACGUGCCACACGUAUGACCAUCGCCAUUGCUGUGUUCAUUUGGUUCUUGGCCAUUAUCUGUGCUAUACCUGCGCUCUUAGGCACCAAUGUUAAGAAACUCGAAAUCAAUAGCAGCAAAUCGUUCUCGGUGUGCUACCCCUUUCCCGAGGAGUGGGGCGCGCAGUAUGCAAAAAUUAUGGUGAUGAUGCGCUUCUUGGUCUACUACGCUAUCCCCUUAAGCAUAAUCGCUGCUUUUUAUGUGCUAAUCGCACGGCAUUUGGUGUACGCAGCAAGUGUGCCCGGCGAGAUGCAGGGAGCGGUGCGACAGGUGCGCGCACGUCGAAAGGUGGCUGUGACGGUGCUUGCAUUCGUGCUUAUAUUCGGGAUUUGCUUUUUGCCCUACCACUUCUUCAUGAUUUGGUUCUACUAUUGGCCAACCGCCCAGGAUGACUACAACUCCUUUUGGCACGUCUUGCGUAUCGUCGGCUUUUGCUUAUCCUUUGCCAAUAGCUGCGCUAAUCCGGUGGCUUUGUAUUUUGUGAGUGGCGCCUUCCGCAAGCAUUUCAAUAGAUACUUGUUUUGUCAAGGGUCCGGCGUACGACACAAAAAACGACACCCACACAACGAUACCCUCUGCAUGCAUCGUGAUGCAUCGCUCACUAGUACCGCAUCAAAGCGCUAUUAUUCUUCAACUCGACGUUCAACGUGCCACCAUCAUAGUACCACACGAAGCCGUUUACAAGAGACCACCAUUACCAUGAUGGCGAAUGGCAAUCACAAUGGCGGCCCGCCCACCGACAUCUCUGACGUCGCAUUAGCCAGUGAGUUCUGCGAGCGUUCGCAUCACUAUCAACAACAUCCGAUGCAGCCUACACAUCAACAACAAUAUCGCCAAAUCUCACUUAUGUGAGAAAGCCAAACAAGAGGGCGCAGCCACCAAUCUGCGGCAGAUACAGUUGUAGCAACAUCGAAAGCAAAAACAACAGCCACUUUUCCAAAUAUAAAUGAUGGACUUGCAACAACUACAACUGAUGCAGUGCUGACAAGGUCAGAGAUGCCUGCAAGUUGUAUCGAGAUGAGCGAUUUAACUGUAUUGAAAGAAGAGUUGCCCGAAAGGGCGAACAAUUUGAAAGCACUACACGAGCAGCAGCAACAACAAAAGUUGCAGCAAAAAAAUAAGAAUAAACAACGUGGCAUACAUUUUCAUCUGGUCGGUUUCACGCAAAUUUAAAAAUUCUGCCGCAACUUGAAUGCAACGAAUUAAGCCAAAAGAAGAAUUUUAAUGCGGAAAAUAGCUAAAAAAAUUAAACUUAUUCUAAUGUAAGUUGUAUAUAUUUAAAUAAAUAAAAUAUGUACUAAUAUAAUAAAAAUAUACUUAAAAAAUAAAACUAAAUUUAAAAAAUUAAAUGGAAUUUUAACAAAGUGAAGCCCACAUGAUUUUUAACACGGUUUAUAACUUUUGUGGUUUAUAACUUUAUCAAGUAAUAUAUGUACUUAUAUAUGUAGGUAUAAUAAAAUCCCAAAACUAUAUGUUACAGUUGAAAAAUUCUGGAAUAAAAAUUAUAUUUUGUGAUUUUUGAACCACUUACCAAAUGCAGAUUUAUACAGUAAAUAUAAAAAUAUAUUUUAAAAGCGUAUAAAAACCUGGUCUGUUUGCAUUGAAUGUAAACUUUGUAAUAUAAAAUAGUAUCUAUAUAUUGUAUAUUUACACUAAACUAAUGAAAUGUGCGAAAACAGUUUGUUGUAACUGCUAUGAUUGUUUAAAUAUAAAUAGUAAUUUUCUAAAUGUAAUUUUUUUUAUAUUUUUAAAUCUGUCUCAUUUCUAAUCAAUAUUUUGAACUAUCAGAAAAUUUUCAAACGCUUUAAACCAAAAUAGAAUUAAUUUAAAUUUUAGUGUAAUAUUUCCACACGUAGGAAUAAGCAAUUAUAGGCCAAAAAUGUAUUUAUCGAUCGUUUGCUAGAAGAACGUCAUAACCUGAACAAUUUUAGCUUCUACUUUUAUGCAAUGUAAAACAUGCAAGGCAGUCAGUGAUGGUAAAUGAUUUUUUGGAAAAUCCCUACACAGCCCAAAAAAAUUCCCUACUUUUCCCUACGCUUACAAAAAAUGUUCCCUAUACAAUUCCCAACAUUUUCUCUCCUGUGUUUACACUAUAAUGAGGCACUUGCAACAUCAAAAUUUAAUUAUUUGCUU
Molecule: messenger RNA, 3264 nt
Organism: Anastrepha ludens (Mexican fruit fly)
Lineage: Eukaryota; Metazoa; Arthropoda; Insecta; Diptera; Tephritidae
Product: neuropeptide CCHamide-1 receptor
Exons: 9
Coding region: 298-1983 (561 amino acids)
Biological process (GO): G protein-coupled receptor signaling pathway
Cellular component (GO): membrane
Molecular function (GO): G protein-coupled peptide receptor activity
Source: RefSeq, a predicted model, not a curated record